Patiria miniata (bat star) is the source of this 3373-nucleotide messenger RNA. RefSeq names its product 5' exonuclease Apollo-like (gene dclre1b). The transcript is spliced from 2 exons. Lineage: Eukaryota; Metazoa; Echinodermata; Asteroidea; Valvatida; Asterinidae. Gene Ontology annotation, molecular function: damaged DNA binding; 5'-3' DNA exonuclease activity. Bases 109 to 2145 code for a protein of 678 amino acids. The record is from RefSeq and is a predicted model, not a curated record. Gene Ontology annotation, biological process: interstrand cross-link repair; protection from non-homologous end joining at telomere; double-strand break repair via nonhomologous end joining.
AAUCAAUUAUCAGAAAUGGCGGAGCUGAGAUCAAGAUUUGAAUGUCGAAUCGAGAAAUAUUUGAAAACCUCUCGCAUUGCUUUUUUGUGAUGAAAAUCAGCCGAUAAGAUGAAUGGUUGUCUCAUUCCGGACACACCAAUCAGGGUGGAUCUGUGGAGAAGGGCAAACAAUCCGUCCUCCAACAUUUACUUCCUGUCUCACAUGCACUCCGAUCACACUCAGGGCCUGUCUGCCUCGUGGCGAUGGCCGAUCUACUGCUCCUCUGUCUCUGGCAAGCUGCUCAUUGACAAGUUUCAGAUCAAAGAGAGCCUGGUCAGGCCUCUGGAGCUCAACCAGAGCCACAUCAUCAAGUUGGAUCAUUUAGGAAGAGAGUCAAUGACAGUGACACUGUUUGAUGCCAGUCACUGCCCCGGCUCAGUCAUGUUCCUCUUUGAAGGUUACUUUGGCCGCAUCCUUUACACCGGUGACUUCCGUUAUGACUCGACGACCUUCCCCGAGUGGUGCCUAGGGCCUGGGAGGCCUUUGGAUAAACUCUACUUGGACAACACCUUCAACAAUCCGCGAUGUCGGUUUCCAAGCCGCGCAGAAUGCAAGCAGAAGAUCCUGGAGAUCCUUGCUAGGCACCCAGAGCAUGAAGUCGUCCUUGGAGUUUACACACUAGGAAAGGAAGAUCUUCUUCUGGAUAUUGCUCUUGCUCUGAAAACACGUGUGGUAGUCAGUCCAGCGCGUAUGAGGAUGCUUCAAGUGUUGGAAGUCCUUGAUGUCUUCACAACUGACAAGGAUGGCGGGUGUGUGAGGCUCGUCCCGCAGAGAGCCAUCAACAAGAAAAACAUGGCCAAGUGGAACGAGGAUGCCCCAACCAUCGCUGUCAUCCCAACUGGAUUGUUCUCAACAUUAGAUGGCCAACCGUUCGUCAAUCAGGAGGAUGUGUUCAUCAUCCCCUACUCUGAUCACUCCUCAUACCCGGAGCUGCGGCAGUUUGUCUCAAGGGUCCAUCCUCGGGUCAUCAUCCCCAUCGUCAAGGAUUCCUGUUUCAUGAAUAAUGAUCGCUCUGUUACAGAUAUGCACAACUUUGAUGAUCUGUUGGACAGGUCACCAAGUGCACCGUUCACCAUCCCAAGCAGCGUACUGCAGUUUAUGUCCGCUGAUCUCUCAGGAUCAGUUCAUCUUGGUGAGUCUCAUCAAAAUUUCAAACUGCUUGCUGAAAUGCGAAAGAAUCAGAGAUUGGUCAGGGCCAAUCGUACAGCUACGGGUGUUGUGUUCAGGGACGAGGAUGACGAAGGAGGAACAACAGCAGUGCAAUCUCUGGAGCUGUCAACAACAGUUGAUUCCCAAGAACUACCACUGGCUGAGAGUGAAUACAGUCAGCCUGAUGAACAACAGACCCUACACCCACAACUCACCAGGACUGUGAAUUGUCAGAUCAAGGAAACAAAGGCAUCAAUAAGAGAGGUAACAAGUGAACUGAAACCUUUGCAAACUGAACCACUCCAUCAAUCAUCCUCAGAGAACAGAUGGACUGAAGUGCCAGCAGGAGCAGCAGUAAGGAAAAGAGAUUUCUUGUCUAAGAAGCGCAAGAGAAAAUCAGAUCAAAGUGAGUCAUCUGGAGAUGCGGAGUGUCCAAGUGAUGGCUCGGUCUUGAUUAGAAGCAUGUCAAGCAAGAAACCAAGAGUUUUACCUGAGUCCUGUGUGACUUACCCAAAAUCAGUUAUCACUGCACCAUCAAGCUGGGAAAGUAGAAGACUGUCCUGUGCUAAACCUUCUUCAAAAAAGAUUCAGGACUACUUUAAGACGUUGAGUGUUGUAACUUCUGAGAAUGAGCCCUGCAGUGGUCCUAAACAACUGGAACAUAAACUAAAUGCAUGUAGAAUAAGUCUAGCUUCUCUCCAAGCUGUUACUCCUCUUGUUGACAAACCUUCAGAGAGGAUUGUCACCAGCAGUUCUGCCUACCAGCCACAAGAAGAAGUUGUAAAACUUGUCAACGGUUUAAUUUCAUCUACCCUCCAAAGGAUUAAUGUUGUCUCACCCAAGAACGGGUUCUCCUCUCAACAUAUUUGUGUUAAACCGUUCAAGCAAAUUUCUGGGAGUCAAAAAAGUAACAGUCUCAGUAAAGCAUUCCAAAAUGUCUUUACAAAUCAAAAGUAAAAUGGGCCACUAAGGGACAGGUGGGAGGAGUGUCAAUAGUUCAAGUUCAACAGUGCCAAUCAAUUUUUUUAAUUUCAAUGCUCUGUUCCCUUUUUGUUUCUGCGCUGUUGUGUAACUUUUGCAGAGAACUUUUAUGAAUGUGACCUUGGAAAAAAUGUGUAAUGUUGACUCGGAUGUCAUACCAAGAUAAACAAUAGAUGACUUUGUCAUGUAAGCACAGGGUUGGCGAUUUUUUUUUGAUUUAUUUUUUUUUAAAUAAAAAAAAUGGAUUUAUUUGAUUUAAAUCAGAUUUUUUUGAUUUAAAUCAGAUUUAUUUGAUUUUUUUAACUUUCAAAACAUUGAUAUGUCUAAAAAUGUGUCUAAAUCUCCCAAUGCACCCUUACACCCAUCACUAACAUGACUAAGGAGUUUACAGGUUCCUAUAAUACCCAUCAUCCACAAAACUCCAUAAAUUGAUAAAUGUUUUUGGAAAAAAUGUAUGGAAUCAGUGAUAAAAAAAAAUCACAUGAUUUCAUCUACAGGUACUCAUGUAGUCUACCACAUUGGUUCAAUGGUACAUUAUUACUGAAGACACUUUAAAAAUGCAUAGUAUACAGCUGAGAUACAUAUUCAUUGUGUGUGGGUCUGAAUGAAAAACGUGAUUUACAUGUAUGGUACAUGUAUGACAUUUGAAUUGACAUACAACAAAAAGUAAAGUUCUCCAUGGGCAUGUAUAUUUCAUAACAAUGCUUCUAAUUUCAAAACCGGUAGCACUGAUCCUUGUGUAACUUAUAGUGUUUGAUUGAUGGUCCUUCAAACAAGGUCGAAUAUAGAAAUCAGGCCUUUAUAGAUCUUUAAAAGAUAUUAUAUAAAUCUCGAUGUCAAUUUUUAUGGAGAAACGUUAGGAAUAAGAUGGAUCAAUACACCUUAAGAUGGUUCAGGUAAGCCUACACCAGCACAGUUGAUUCACUACAUUGCUGUAAACAGAUCAAGGAAGAUUAGAGCGAGUGUGCUGUCUUUAAAAGUCAAAGUUCGAACAAAACCUUUAAACUCAGAUCUUGACUUUAAUCAAAACAAUGAUUUUGCUGAAUUAUGCAAAACCUACAUGUAAGCAUGGUAAGUUUAGUCGAUGCUGAUGAAGUACAGGACUACAGGUACGUACGGGGUGUUUGAAUGUGUUAACAACAUCUUACUCUUUGUAAUUAGUUGGAAUUACUUGAUUUAAAUAAUAAAAAUGAAACUCAAUAAA